GGGGACGUUCGCGGAGUCCCGCCCCGGAGCCAGGGGUCGAGUACCUCUUUUGCGCUCAAACGCACUGAGGGCGAAGUCGGCGCGCGGUGGCGUCACGGCGCCAGCUCCUCCCGACGCUGAGGUGGGUUCCGGUAGACCAGCGGGUGUGGCCGCGCGAGACCAUGGGGGCUCAGGUAAGCGGCGGCCGCGGCGCCCCGGAGCCUGCUCAGCCCCAGCCCCAGCCUGCGGCGCCGGAGGGCCCGGAACAGCCCCGGCCUCAGCCCGAGCCCGAGCCCAGCCCGUGGGGGCCGCUGGACGACGUGCGCUUCCUCAUCGCCUGCACUUCCUGGUACUGACGGCGUCUUCUGGAGGAUGCCGCCCGUCUGUCCGCCGUCCCCUGUGGUUCUUGCUUGCCUUGUCUCCUCUCCCCACGUCCCUGCGUCUCUUACACCCCCUCCCACCCGAGGCUCCCCAGAGAUAGCAGAGAAUUCGAAGAGGUCGCCGAGGACUGGAAAGAAGUCCCGGCCGGGCCGCCUUCGCGGUCUACAGCCCAGCCUGCACCCAAACCCAGCUCAGACCUUCGUGUUCACCCCAUCCCUUUCUCCGGCUGGCUGGGUCAGGGGCAUCCCUCUCUGUCGCUGGCUUCCAGAGGCAGGGCAGGCCUCCUGAUAAGCCCGUAAAGCUGCUGACCUCCUGACUUCGUCUGCCUUUUAUUAAUAAUCUUUAUUGCUGAUAA
This is a messenger RNA of Rhinopithecus roxellana (golden snub-nosed monkey), 715 nucleotides long. It is a transcript of the gene MMP24OS, whose product is annotated as MMP24 opposite strand. The record is from RefSeq and is a predicted model, not a curated record. The coding region runs from base 162 to 335 and encodes 57 amino acids. Lineage: Eukaryota; Metazoa; Chordata; Mammalia; Primates; Cercopithecidae. The transcript is spliced from 2 exons.